GUUUGUUUGGAGUUUUUUGGGGGGUAUGUUCUUGUUUAAGUUUUGUUUAGUUUUUGUUUUUGUUUUGUUGCGGAUGUAUUUAUUAGGUGGGGGGGGGGGUGGGUUGGUUUUGUGUUUUGGGGGUUAUAUAGCUUCAUAGCUGAGGUUACUUUUUUCUUCAAGGUGGUAGCUAUUUUUUUCAAUUGGUCAGAGGACAGUGCAGCGUCAUGGAAUUGCAGGUAAAGUUAAGACUUAUGACUGCCCCUAAGAUAGUCUUAGCAAGGUUCCAAAAACAUUAACAUAGAUUAUACAAAUAAUGCUAACCUUGAUUUGAGUUCUACAAUAUACUCCAGGGAUUGGUACUGAUAAGAAUUGCGUCAUUAUUAAAGUAACAACAUGCACUGCCAGCCCUUGACCUGUUUUUGAAGACAGUGGGUGUUUAUUAGAUAUUCCGACUGGUCUACACUCGUGGAUUACUUAACAUGUGGCUUUUCCCAGCUCGUUCCAGUCAUCCCGCACUGGGUCGGGGUACAUACCAGCGGUAUGACACUGCAUGCAGUUUUCAGCCUAUUCUUUGCUCUGUGUAUAUGUUUGAGCACACCAUCUCAAAAUGAUGCACAGCUGUUAGAAACUAGUGCUGACUGUGAUGCAUGUUAUGUCAAAGAGAACAAAGAUAUAUUAAAAAGCCCACAUGAUGACAUAUCUAAAUGCUGGAACAGUUCUGACUAUGAGGUGACUAGGAAUACAAUAUUUGAUUGGCAGUCUCACAAUGAAUUCCUUGAUAUUGCUACAAUCCUGACCGAGAUAUUCAAGGUCAUCAUCAAAUGUGCUGAUGACAUUUGUGCGAUAUUCAAGCUGUUUGUACAACCCAGCACCAACGACACUUUGGCUACGGACGCAGACUACCGGAUCUACGCGUUCUUGAAACAAGGUGGAACAAUACCUCUUAGACAUCCCAAGCGUUACGACACGCCAAAAGAAGUUACAGAUAUACUCCCGUUGCUUCGUGGAAUACCAGAGUCAUGCCUACAUAGAAUAAUAUAUGAUCAUAGAGACGACGUGGAAAAGUAUCUAAAUUUAUCACAGAUCUACAUGUUCCGGACCACAACACAGCCAGAGACGACACACGCAGCAAAAUUGACAGAAAACCACAUGAAGACAACUACAGUGACGACGCCGACUACUCCAAUACCACCAGUAACAUGUGCUGUAUGUACUGGUUUUCAACAAUGCAUUAUGAGUCCCACCUCGAAAUUCUGCGGAGAUGACCACCUGUGUUAUUUAACCGUUGUUACCCAGGGUUAUCAAACCACACAUUAUGAAAAAGGUUGUAAAUCUAUAUCUGAUUGUAUGAAGGAAUGGUGGCAUGAAACUUCUGACAUGGAUGGUUGCACUGAAAUAGAUGACGGACUCAGUGGGGAGGACCUAACCUGCACAUUUUGCUGUGACCGUAAUAUGUGCAACAAUAAUACACAGAACAUUAUACCCAAAUUCCUGUACACCCCAGCUUAAUAUUGUAACAUACAGAGAGAAAGAAAUAAGGGAACAGAGUAGACCAAAUUUAGCAUCAUGUCUAUAAAAAGUACAACAAUGUAAUGUGAAUGUCAGUAAUGUGACUGAAUGUCAGUAACAUGGUUAACUUAUUGACACCUACAUGUAUGUAUGUCAGUUUUGCUUGCAAUGACUCCUUUCUGUUAAGAGUUGGUGUGAUCCCUAAUUUCAGAUCUCAACAGGCAUUUUAUAAAGUAA
Molecule: messenger RNA, 1728 nt
Organism: Gigantopelta aegis
Lineage: Eukaryota; Metazoa; Mollusca; Gastropoda; Neomphalida; Peltospiridae
Exons: 12
Coding region: 523-1491 (322 amino acids)
Source: RefSeq, a predicted model, not a curated record